AUGCACGAAGAAGUAAAAGUCUAUAUGGAUGACAUGAUCAUUAAAUCCAGAGGGGCUGAAAGCCAUGUACAGGCAGUGAAAGGAAGUGUGAUAGUAGAUAUCCUGGUAGAAAACCCAAUCAAUGAUUAUAAGGCUCUAGAUUUCAAAUUCCCAGAUGAGCAUAUUAAUGCAAUAAGUAGUGGUGUUGAGGGGCAUGAUAAUGUGUGGGAGAUGUAUUUCGACAGAGUAGUCAAUUUAUCCGGUAAUGGGAUUAAGGCAGUGCUAGUAUCUCCAAAUGGGAAACACUUUCCAAUAGUUGCCAAACUAAGGUUUACCUGUACCAACAACAUGGUAGAGUAUGAAGCUUGCGUGAGUGGUUUACAAGCUACCAUUGAAAUGAAGGUAAAGAAAUUGAAGGUGUUUGGGGAUUCAGCCCUGAUCAUUUACCAAGUCAAAGGGGAAUGGCAGACUAAAGAUCCAAAACUGAUCCUGUACCAGAAAUAUCUCCUCGAGCUAAUCAAGGAGUUUGAAGAAAUUUCCUUCACUCACCUGAGCCAUGACAAGAACCAAUUCACUGAUGCCUUAGCUACUCUAACUGUAAUGACUCAAAUGGUUGUUACAAAUUAA
Messenger RNA from Hevea brasiliensis (rubber tree), 606 nucleotides. RefSeq lists its product as uncharacterized. Bases 1 to 606 code for a protein of 201 amino acids. The transcript is spliced from 2 exons. Gene Ontology annotation, molecular function: RNA-DNA hybrid ribonuclease activity; nucleic acid binding. Lineage: Eukaryota; Viridiplantae; Streptophyta; Magnoliopsida; Malpighiales; Euphorbiaceae. The record is from RefSeq and is a predicted model, not a curated record.